Ectocarpus sp. CCAP 1310/34 is the source of this 1128-nucleotide messenger RNA. The record is from the annotation of a GenBank genome assembly. NCBI's taxonomy places the organism in Eukaryota, Phaeophyceae, Ectocarpales, Ectocarpaceae.
UCCUCCUCUCUCCGGUGGUGGGACCUUUAGCUGCGCGUCACGCAGAAGCCUCCUUCAAGAUGGUGAAAAUGGGAGUGCUCGCCGACACUCUGAAGACCAUCUCCAACGCGGAGAAGCGCGGGAAGAGGCAGGUGCUGAUCCGGCCAUGCUCCAAGGUUGUGGUCAAGUUCCUGCAGGUUAUGCAGAAGAACGGCUACAUUGGGGAGUUCGAGAUCGUGGACGACCACCGCGCGGGGAAGAUCGUUGUAGAGCUGACCGGCCGUAUCAAUAAGUGCGGCGUCAUCUCCCCCCGGUUCGACAUGCCUCUCCAAGAUGUCGAGAAGUGGGUAAACAAUCUGCUUCCCGCACGUGGGUUCGGACACAUCGUCUUGACGACCACGUUCGGCAUCAUGGACCACGAGGAGGCGCGCCGCAAGCACACCGGUGGCAAGAUCCUCGGCUUCUUCUACUAACAACCUGUGGGCCGUAUUCCAGGACAGUGGGGGGCGUCACCGCUUCGGGCGGGAAAUUCACUGCUGCUGGCCUCAGGAUCGAUCGCGUGCAGUAUUUGGAGCGAUUGUUGAUGCAUACGUUUGCCGUUUUCAGCCUCUGCUUUUCUUUCUUUAGCUGAUGGGAAGUCAGUGCGUUGGUAAGGAACGGCGGCGGCGGCGGUUGGUUUUUGGCGCCCUUGUUGUUGCGACGACCUUGCGGGGGAAGGGAGGCUUACAACCACCAGCGCGUGGACCGGAGAAAAAAAAACGAAAAAAAAUUACACUGAUGAUUGCACGUCAUAUACCACCCAGAUGUACCAUACUUGGUACAAGGUGGCUGGCGUGAUUGUGCCAAUCACCCGGCGAAGGAUCAGAAUAUUCUCGCUCAAAUGACCGUCGUGUGGAAUGCGGUGCGGCACCACGGUACACACGGAACAACAGUUGGGACCUGCUGAGUGCCUUCGUUGCAGUCUUGGAAGCACCGGAAGCGCAUAUGGUGUGUGAUGUGUUACUCCAGUUUCCGACCCCCAGAUCCUACACUUUUUCUGGCGGGCGGACGAGCACGAGGAAAUGCGCCUUCGGACAAUGGGCCGUCUGCGUCUCAAAAUUUACUCCGGUUUUCAUCUGGCCGAACUUGCUGCAAAUCUUACCUAAUCGC